Molecule: messenger RNA, 2245 nt
Organism: Dreissena polymorpha
Lineage: Eukaryota; Metazoa; Mollusca; Bivalvia; Myida; Dreissenidae
Product: protein arginine N-methyltransferase 5-like
Biological process (GO): peptidyl-arginine N-methylation; regulation of DNA-templated transcription
Cellular component (GO): nucleus; cytosol
Source: RefSeq, a predicted model, not a curated record
AUGUCUGGAAGAGUGUCGUGUGGUCGCGAUUUUAAUUGCGUUCCAGACUGCAGCAGAGCGCUUGAUACAGCUUGCAAAGCUGGGUUUGACUAUGUGUGCCUGCCCAUUGUGAACCCUCGCUUCCGACGUGAGAAGAUACAGGGCCCAGCAUGUUCACGACUGGGUGCCCUUAAGUCGGAUCUGUGCAUGACCAGCAGCGAUUGGGGUAGUCUUGUUGUUGGGAAGACAUCAACAUGGUUAGAACUGGACUCCAAAGUGGAGCACAUACGCAAGAACUCAGAAUUGGCAUUGAAGGAGGAGCUGACAUAUGCGUCUCAUCUGGGCCUGCCAGCCAUCCUGAUCCCUCUGAGACUGGACACAAUUGUCAACCUGGCACGCACCAUUAAUGAACAUCUGCAGGGGGGAUUCUUUCAAGUGUGUUUCUGUUUUCAGCAAUUCUGGAUCCAGGUGCCGACACUUUCUGCUGUGGACAGUGUGGAUGACAUUAUAGAGGGAGAGGAACAUUGCGAGGAGAGACAGCCAACUGAAGACACUUGGGAAUGGUGGAACACUUUCCGCACAAUGUGUGACUCCAGUAAGCGUGUGAGUGUUGCCCUGGAGUUGUCUGAGGACCUGCCUCCCUACCCCGUCUUGCAGCGCUGGCUGGCAGAGCCAAUCAAGGCAGUCGUGGUCUCCACUGGACUCUUCCUUACCAACAAGAAGGGCUAUCCAGUCCUCUCAAGGUCACACCAGGGAUUCCUCAGGAGCCUCUUCAAGUUGGACGUUCAGCUGAUCCUGACUGGGGCUGACAGACACCCAGAGAAGGGAGUGCACUCUUAUCAGCAGUAUCUGGACCAUCUCUGGCAGACGCAGCCUACGCCUGACACCGUGACCCAGUUUGCGAAGGGCUACGAGGAUUACCUACAGUGUCCCCUUCAGCCCCUGAUGGACAACCUCGAGUCACAGACAUACGAGAUAUUUGAGAAGGACCCCAUCAAGUACUCGCAGUACCAAAAGGCUAUUUACUAUGCAUUGUUGGAUAAAAUCAAACCAGAAGAAAAAGAGACUAAAUCUGUGGUGCUGAUGGUUGUGGGUGCGGGGCGUGGUCCACUGGUUCGAGCCUCUCUGGCUGCAGCCAAGCAGGCCGACCGAAUCAUCAGCAAGGUGUAUGCAGUGGAGAAGAACCCCAACGCAGUCGUCACGUUAGAGAACCUAAAGGAGGAGCUAUGGGGGGACAAGGUGGACGUAGUGUCAUGUGACAUGAGGCACUGGGAGGCGCCGAUCAGAGCUGACAUCCUGGUCAGUGAACUGCUGGGGUCGUUUGGGGACAACGAGCUCUCGCCCGAGUGCCUUGACGGGGCCCAGAGGUUUCUGAAAGAUGACGGUAUCAGUAUCCCGUGUGAGUACACCUCCUAUCUGGCCCCCCUUCAGUCCUCCAAGCUCUACAAUGAAGUGAGGGCCUCCAAGGACAGGGACAAGCCUGCAGAGUCCAACUUUGAGAUGCCAUAUGUGGUUCGUCUCCACAACUGUCAGAUACUGGCUCCACCUCAACCUGUAUUCAAGUUCCACCACCCUAACAAAGCGGAGGUGAUAGACAACAGCAGGUUCAAGAGUCUGGAGUACCAUGUGGAGAACACAGCGGUGCUGCAUGGCUUUGCAGGCUACUUUGAUACCAUGCUCUACAAGGAUGUCUACCUCAGUAUCCUCCCAGAGACCCACUCACCAGGCAUGUUUAGCUGGUUCCCUAUACUCUUCCCAGUGAAAUCCCCUGUGUACCUGAGAGGAGGGGAUCAUGUGGUGGUGGAUUUCUGGCGUCAGGUCAGCGCCAAGAAUGUCUGGUACGAGUGGUGUGUACGGGAGCCCUAUGUGCAACCCAUACAGAACCCCAAGGGACGCUCCUACACCAUUGGGCUCUAACCAGAUGUUAACUGUUGACAUUCAUUGAAGAAGAAAAAAAAUCUUUUGUUUUCAUUUGUUUGUGUUGAAUUUAUAUUUGCAGCCCAUACAGACACCCCAAGGGACGCUCCUACACCAUAGGGCUUUAACCGGAUCUGAACUGUUGACAUUCAUUUUUAAAAAUAAAACAUUCUUUUUUUUUCAUUUAUUUUUGUUGAAUGUAUAUGUGCAGCCCAUGCAGAACCCCCAAGGGAUGCUCCUACACAAUUGGGCUGUAACAUCAGCAACAGGGGCUAGUGAGACCUGAAAGCUCAUAAUGGCAAUAUGUCUUGAGAUCCCAAAAAGGAUAAUAAAAGUCAGCAUACUUUUA